AUGAACGAGGAUUGGCUUGAUCUCUUUCCUCAUUCUAUGGAUGUGUUUAGAUGGGAAGUAGUUUCGGAUCAUUGCUCGUGUGUUGUCACUAACUUGCCUAUGGAGAAUGUGGGAAUCAAGCUAUUUAGAUUUUAUAAUUUUUGGACUGCCCAUCCGGAUUUCAAAGAUGUGGUUAUGAGUAGUUGGAGGAUCCCUGUUAAGGCAACUGGGUUGAGAGCAAUUUACUUAAAGACAAUGAGGCUAAAGCAUAGACUAAAGAAAUUCAAUAGAGAUAACAUUGGUGAUAUAGGUCUGAAUUAUCCCUCGGCUAAGGAGGCUUAUCAGGAAGCUCAACUUCAAGCUCAAUCUCAUCCUCGAGAUUAUAGCUUGCAAGAGGCAGUGAAAGUGACUGCUGAAGUGUUUACUAUUCAAGAGCAUAUGUACUAUAGCUUCCUUGCCCAACGCAGUAAACUUACUUGGAUUAGGAAGGGAGAUAUGAAUACUUCUUUUUUCCAUGCUUGUUUGAAAAAACACAGAGCAGAUAAUAAUAUUGCUUCCUAUAUUGUUGAGCAAGGAAAUUUGAUUGAUGAUUUUCAGGAGGUAGUGGCUCACUUUGUUGAUCAUUUUAGAAGCUACUUAGGUAGUCCGAGUUCAGCUACAGGCAGGAUCGAUUUACAUUGUAUUGAGAUGGGUCCCAAGAUCUCUAUGGAUCAGCAACUACUUCUCUUAAAACCCUUUUCUCGUAAGGAAAUCAGAGCUGCAUUAUUUGGUAUCCCCAUCACUAAGUCUCCAGGACCAGAUGGCUUCGGAUCUGGUUUUUUCAAAGCAUUAUGGCAGGAUAUUGAAGAUGAAGUCUGUUCAGUGAUUGGUCAGUGUUUUGCCACAUGA
This is a messenger RNA of Humulus lupulus (European hop), 867 nucleotides long. RefSeq lists its product as uncharacterized. The transcript has a single exon. Bases 1 to 867 code for a protein of 288 amino acids. NCBI's taxonomy places the organism in Eukaryota, Viridiplantae, Streptophyta, Magnoliopsida, Rosales, Cannabaceae. The record is from RefSeq and is a predicted model, not a curated record.